UGACAGCACAUUUUCAGUCCCCACUCCUUGUCUGAAAUUUGUUUAUCGGCGGCGCAUUCUAUCAGUUUCAGUUCAUUCAGUUGUCACUUGUCAGUCGGUAUAGCUCGUCUUUCGUCUCUUGUUAAUCUCGCCACAAUUUUACCAGAGCCGGUCGUCAUGCACACUUUCGUAUUCAAGGUUGAUAUGACUUGUUCCAGUUGUGAAACAGCUGUCAAAAAAGUUCUUCAAAAGAACAUAGACAAGGGAAUAGUGGCCUACGAUGUUGAUCUAGAUUCGAAAACGGUGAUCAUUAGAGGAUCGGUUUCUGAAGAAGAAGCCAAAAGCAUCUUAGAAAAGACUGGAAAAAAGGUGGAAAUGAUAAAUGACGUCGAUUUUUCAUAAUGUUUCAAAUUAUACAAUUGCAAACAAAUUAAAUUAAAUUUAAAAAAGAAUUAUAUAUGGCUGUCUUAUUGUAUUCCAUUUUGUAUAAUGUGGUUAUGAAUUGUAAUAUUAUUUUGGGCUUAAAUAAAUAAAUUUAAAUGUAUUUCUAA
Messenger RNA from Cimex lectularius (bed bug), 530 nucleotides. Its product is annotated as copper transport protein ATOX1-like. Gene Ontology annotation, biological process: copper ion transport. The record is from RefSeq and is a predicted model, not a curated record. Gene Ontology annotation, cellular component: cytosol. The coding region runs from base 157 to 381 and encodes 74 amino acids. The transcript has 3 exons. Gene Ontology annotation, molecular function: metal ion binding; copper chaperone activity. NCBI's taxonomy places the organism in Eukaryota, Metazoa, Arthropoda, Insecta, Hemiptera, Cimicidae.